Messenger RNA from Miscanthus lutarioriparius, 1698 nucleotides. Lineage: Eukaryota; Viridiplantae; Streptophyta; Magnoliopsida; Poales; Poaceae. The record is from the annotation of a GenBank genome assembly.
AUGGACGAUCCCUCCUCCGCCUCCAACAAGCGCAAGCGCAAGCGGGGGCGCAAGACCAAGGCGUCCCCGGCCUCCCCCGACCGCUCCUCCCCCUCUCCGGCGGCCGCCCCCGCUCCGGCUGGGCGCCGUGGCCGCAAGCCGCGCCGUAAUGAGGCCCCCGCCGACGCGGACGCCGCGCGUCCGCCGUCCCCGCCCCGCCGCGGGGAGCCGAAGCCGGUGGCGAAUGGAGUCGAUGCGGUGGCAGUGGCCGUGGCGGAGGCAGGCCUCGCGAGCUGGGAUGAGGUGGUGAGGGUGGUGCCGUGCAUGGACGCCGUGGUCAAGGUGUUCUGCGUGCACACGGAGCCCAACUUCUCGCUGCCGUGGCAGCGGAAGCGGCAGUACAGCUCUAGCAGCAGCGGGUUUAUCAUCAGCGGCCGCCGUGUCCUCACCAAUGCCCACUCCGUGGAGCACUAUACCCAGGUUAAGCUUAAGAAGCGCGGCUCCGACACCAAGUACCUUGCCACCGUCCUGGCCAUCGGCACAGAGUGCGACAUUGCACUCUUAACUGUCAAUGACGAUGAAUUCUGGGAAGGAGUUUCACCUGUCGAGUUCGGAACAUUACCUGCUCUUCAGGAUGCAGUCACUGUUGUCGGUUAUCCAAUUGGAGGAGAUACCAUAUCUGUGACAAGCGGAGUGGUCUCUAGGAUAGAAAUACUUUCAUACGUUCAUGGUUCUACAGAACUUCUAGGAUUGCAGAUAGACGCAGCUAUUAAUUCGGGAAAUUCAGGUGGCCCAGCUUUUAACGAUAGGGGCAAAUGUGUUGGUAUAGCUUUUCAAUCUCUUAGACAUGAAGAUGCGGAGAAUAUAGGUUAUGUGAUACCGACUCCAGUUAUUACACAUUUCAUUGAGGACUACAAAAAAUCUGGAGAAUACACAGGCUUUCCUAUACUCGGAGUUGAAUGGCAGAAAAUGGAGAAUCCUGAUCUCCGCAAAGCAAUGGGAAUGAAACCAGAUCAAAAGGGUGUUCGUGUUAGGAGGGUGGAGCCCACAGCUCCCGAAUCUGGAUGCCUACAACCAUCUGAUAUUAUUCUUAGUUUUGAUGGUGUUGACAUUGCUAAUGAUGGAACAGUACCUUUCAGGCAUGGCGAGCGCAUUGGCUUCAGUUAUCUGGUUUCUCAGAAAUAUACUGGCGAGAAAGCCCUUGUUAAGGUUCUGCGUGAUUCAAAAGUUUAUGAAUUUAAAAUAAGGCUAGCAACUCACAAGCGACUCGUUGCGGCUCAUGUGAAGGGCAGGCCACCUUCAUAUUACAUAGUUGCUGGCUUUGUUUUUGCAGCUGUCUCUGUUCCAUAUCUUCGAUCCGAGUAUGGAAAAGAUUAUGAAUAUGAUGCACCUGUCAAGUUGUUGGUGAAGCAUUUACAUGCAAUGGCAGAAUCACCUGAUGAACAACUUGUGGUGGUAUCACAGGUGCUUGUAUCAGAUAUCAAUAUAGGUUAUGAAGAAAUAGUCAAUACCCAGGUUCUUGCUUUCAAUGGUCAGCCUGUAAAAAAUUUAAAGAACUUAGCGACCAUGGUGGAAAAUUGCAAGGAUGAAUUUUUGAAGUUUGAUCUGGAGUAUGACCAGAUUGUCGUCCUUGAGACGAAAACUGCAAAGGCUGCUACCCAGGACAUUCUGACGACACACUGUAUACCUUCUGCAAUGUCGGAUGACCUUAAGGCCUAG